Chlamydomonas reinhardtii is the source of this 4489-nucleotide messenger RNA. RefSeq lists its product as uncharacterized. The transcript is spliced from 11 exons. Gene Ontology annotation, cellular component: nucleus. Lineage: Eukaryota; Viridiplantae; Chlorophyta; Chlorophyceae; Chlamydomonadales; Chlamydomonadaceae. Gene Ontology annotation, molecular function: 3'-tyrosyl-DNA phosphodiesterase activity; single-stranded DNA binding; double-stranded DNA binding. Gene Ontology annotation, biological process: single strand break repair; double-strand break repair. The record is from RefSeq and is a predicted model, not a curated record. The coding region runs from base 455 to 3874 and encodes 1139 amino acids.
CCCCCGGCUUGGCAUUUGUUCCCGCGUCCGGGCGGAUAAGUUCAACACGUGUACGAUGUAGCAGAGCUCAAACCCCCGAUGGCAUUGAAGUGAGGGUGCCGAGCACAAUAUUGAGCUGAGGAGGGAGCGCCAAAGCACUCGCCGGCCUGAGCUCAAUAGCAGAUGCUUGUGAUUUCAUGCGCUAUGAUAGAAGCUGAGAGCAUGUCUAAGAGCUGAGUCCUUGGUUAUACGUGCGGACGGAACUGCUGACAGAUACUGAGGUAGGAGAGUAAGCAGCAGCUGCGUGGUGCGUUAUGUUCGUUUUUGUUUGUUCGCACGGUGUUGAGUCUGAAAUCCGCGAGACGACAAGGUGCAGAAACGGGAAAGUCGUGGAUCCAACAGCAUGCGUGUCAGCUCGGGAGUCGGGAAACUUGGGAAUGGCGCAGAAAUAAAUUCAAACGCAGAUGACUAUGUCAUGGAUAUGAUAUUCAACCGCUGUGGCACCGUGCUGCACCUGCCGCGCGGCACGAAACAAGUUUUAGGUCGCCGGAGGCCCGUUGCCGGCUGGGACGACAUCUCUAUAUCGCGACAGCACAUUGAAGUAGGCCUCAAUGCAACGGGGGAGCUGGAGCUCAAAACGGUCGGGCGCAAUGCCGUCGUUCUGGAGCGGCGGGCGACAUCACCGAUUGGUCCCGGUGCGAACCAAAGCUGGGACCUGGUGGCGGUGGUUGACCCGGGCACAUCCACCGUGCUGGCACUGGACUCCCCCGACCCCAUCACCACCACCUCUACCACCACAACCACAUCCACCCCUGGAGCCCAUGACGCCAGCGUCAACGCCGUACAGGAUACUGCUGCGCCGGGCCCCGGCGCUGGCGCCGGGGUAGGUGCGGGUGAGCCGCUGCCUCCGCGACCGCCAUCGCCGCCGUCGCCGCCGCCGCUGCGCCUGUUCGUUCUGGGCGCCCGCGACAGCACCCUGGUGGGGCUGCGGCCCCGGGAGCCCCCGGAUGGAGGCAGGGGAGGUGGGGGAGCAAGCAGCUCUGCAGCAGCAGCAGCAGCGGCAGGAGGGGCAGCGGCGGCGGCAGGAGCAGCAGCAGCAGCAGCAGGAGCGGCAGCGGCGGCAGCGGCGGAUGAUGCGGGGAUGGUGGUGGUUGGCAGCGGGCCAGCCCUCACAGCGGCGAGCGCUGGCGCUGGCGCUGCUGCCAGCGGCUCCGCCACCCCCCUGUCGCCGACCCCCCACUUGCACUCCCAUGCCCACCCCGACUUCCAGGCAGCAUCGCCGCAGCCGGCGUUGCUGUCUGCAGGGGGCGGGUCGGGCGCAGCUAGGGCCGCGACGCCGAGCGCCGGAGGAGGCGACCGCAGCGACGCCAAGCGCGGCGGGGCUGUGAGGCGGGAAACACACGACGGCGAUGACGAUGACGAUGAUGAUGAGGAGGAGGAGCAUGCUGAUGAUGCUGAUGAUGAGGAUGUGGUUGUGGUGGAUGAGCAGCCCCCUCAUAAGAGGGCCCGCAGUGACCAGGAGCCGCACCGGGGGCAGCAGCUUCCUACUCCUCCGCAGCAGCAGCAGCAGCAGCAGCUGUCACCGAAGGCAGCGGUGGUGGCCGGCGCAGCAGGAUCCAGGGACUUGCCAGUGGGGCUGCUCGGAGCCCGGACGAGAGGAGGUGCAGCUGCAGGAGGCGGGGGUGGAGGGGCGGGAGGCACGGCAGCGGGGUCGGGGGCGGGGCUGAGCGUGCCAGCGCCGUACGACGUAAACACACCCAUGCAGCUGCUGCGUGUCAGGGGUCUGUCUGAGCGCUACAACGCGGGCUGCCUGGGCUGCAGUCUGGGGGCCCUCACACGCGCGGGCGGCGGCGUCAACGACUCGCCGCCUGCUGUGGCGCUGGUGUCCAACUACAUGGUGGACAUGGGCUGGCUGCUGUCUGCGUGCCCCGACCUGGCGAGGGCGCAGCAGUUCUUCGUGGUUCACGGCGAGCCGGCCGAGGCGGAGCCCGACAUGCGGGCCGAGGCGGCGGCGGCGGGCGCCCGCCACGUGGCCCUGCACCGCCCGCCACUGCCCAUCGCGUACGGCACCCACCACUCCAAGUUCAUGCUGCUGGUGUUCCCGCCGGCGCCGCGGCCGGGGGCUGUCGGGGGUGGAGGAGGGGGUGGAGGAGGAGCUGGGGAAGGAGGAGGGGGUGGUGGUGGUGGUGUGGGGGGAGGGCUGCGGCUGGUGAUACACACCGCCAACGCCAUCUACGCCGACUGCAACAACAAGAGCCAGGGCUUGUGGGUGCAGGACUUUCCAUUAAAGUCUGCCACCGCCGCUGCCGCCGCCCGCUCAGCCGCCACGCCCACCCACAACCCCAGCCCCGCCAACCCUUAUGCCGCAACGCCCACCCCAACAGCCCCACAACAACCCCAGCAGCCCAGCAGUCCCUUCGAGUCCUACCUGCUCGCCUACCUCCGCGCCCUCGCCAUGCCGCCGGCCAUGUCGGGACCGGUGCUGGCGGCGGUGGCGGCACACGACUUCACCGCGGCCCGCGGGGCGCUGGUCGCGUCGGUGCCGGGGUACCACCGCGGGCCCACAGCGAUGGCGGCGUGGGGGCACGGGCGGCUGCGGCGGCUGCUGGAGGCGCAGGUGCAGCUGCCGCCGGGGUGGCGCCGGGGCGGGCCGGCGGGCAGUGCGGCGGCGGGGGCGGCGGGGCUGGCGGGCGAUGCGGGUGUGGGAGGAGGGGGCGGAGGAGGGAGAGGGGAGGGAGGACAGGAGGGGCUGUUUAUUCAGUGCAGCAGUAUGGGCAGCUUCCAACAGGAGUGGCUUCUCGGCGAGUUCGGUGCAGCGCUGGCAGCACACAGCAGCAGUGGUAGAGGGCAGGCGCUGGGACAGGGGCGGGCGGCUCCUGUGGGUGGUGAAGGGAGAGGGGGCGGAGGUGGCGGAGGAGGACCAGGAGCAGGAGCAGGCGGAGGCGCGAGGACUGCGGCAGCUACGUUCGGCGCCCGCUCCACCACCACCAGCAGCAGCUCUCUGCUGCCGUCGACUCCGUCGCGCCCCAGCGGCCCGCCAGGCACGCAGCCGCUGCCGCUGGCGGUGGUGUGGCCGGCGGUGGCGGAGGUGCGCAACAGCAAUGAGGGCUGGUUCGCUGGCGUGUCCAUCCCCGGUCCCGCCAAGAACGUGCGCAAGCCCUUCAUGUCGGCGCACUACUGCACCUGGGGCGGCGAGGUGCUGGGUCGGCAGCGGGCCAUGCCGCACAUCAAGACCUACGGCAGGUACUGCGGCCGCCACCUGGCCUGGCUGCUUGUCACCAGCCACAACCUGAGCCAGGCGGCCUGGGGCGGGCUGCAGAAGGGCGGCUCGCAGAUCAUGGUUCGGUCGUACGAGUUGGGGGUGCUCAUCACGCCGCAACUGGAGGCGGCGUACAGGGCCUCGCCGCAAUUUGGCUACACGUGCGGCGGCGGCUGGCUGGACCCCGCCGCCGCCGGUACCACCGCUGCUACUGCUGGUAGUGCUGGCGGUGGAACGGGUGGUGGUGCGGGUGGUGGGACGGGCGCUGGCGCUCCGCCGCUGGUGCGCCUGGUGGCCAUGGACGGCCCUCCUGUGCCGCAGCAGGCACAGCAGGACGCGGCACGGGCGGACGGCUCAGCCCACACGCCCGAGGUCGAGGUGGCGAUGCCGCUGCCGUUCAGACUGCCGCCCGUGCGCUACCGGACCGCGGCAGGGGCGGCCGGUGGGGCGGCGGGCGCGGGGGCCGCAGCAGCAGGAGGAGGGGGUGGUGCGGGGGCCGCAGCAGCAGGAGGAGGGGGUGGUGCGGGGGUGGACGUGCCGUGGGCUGUGGACGAGCCGCAGGUGGGGGUGGAUGCGCUGGGGCUGCCCUGGGGACUGAGGCGGUCGCACUACGGGCACCGGGAGCCAACGGACUGAUGGGGGGGGUUGCCGGCGUGUGAGGGGGUGCCGGCGUGUGAGGGAUUGGGCGCGUGGUCAAGAUGGAGGCUGCAGCUGUUGUUGUGGUGCAGAGAGUGGCGGGCGCGGGUUCUGCAGGAUUGAGAAGGCGGAGCGGAGCGCUAAGGCAGGCGGGCGUUCAGGCAGGCAGGCAGACAGGCAGGCAGGUAGGCGAAGGCUGGGUAGGGGCGGCAAACACGUGCCUGCGGGCUUGGGCCUUGGGGCGGUUGAGAGCGUUGGCGUGCUGCAUGGGUUGCGCGUGCCCUCACGGACACGUGUGUGUGGAUACCAGUGCUGCAAUGGCCACCGCGAUCGUUCGUGUCAACUCAUGUGACGGGGGUAGCAGCGGGGCUGCAACAGUGGCAAGUGGAGCAGCAGCAGUGGCAGGCGUGAUAUAUGGCCAAGCUACUGGGGGCCGCUGGGCAUGCAGGGUCCCGCAAGGGAGGCGGGGGGCGGCAGCGUGUUGGGGCUGCGGCCCCGAGUCAAGAGGUACGGCGAACCCUGCUGCAGCAGGGGCCGCAAGGUCCAGACACGAAUGCUACAGCUAACGUGCGCGCAUAUUCUGUCCAGCGUCCACGUGUGUAAUGUGUGGUGUGU